Molecule: messenger RNA, 2067 nt
Organism: Pomacea canaliculata
Lineage: Eukaryota; Metazoa; Mollusca; Gastropoda; Architaenioglossa; Ampullariidae
Product: G-protein coupled receptor GRL101-like
Exons: 1
Coding region: 1-2067 (688 amino acids)
Biological process (GO): G protein-coupled receptor signaling pathway
Cellular component (GO): membrane
Molecular function (GO): protein binding; G protein-coupled receptor activity
Source: RefSeq, a predicted model, not a curated record
AUGUCGUGUUCUUUCCAGUGCAUUCCAGUUGGGCUGCUAUGUGACAAUUUCUGGCAUUGUGUUGAUGGUUCAGACGAAGUCAUGUGCGACAAGCAAGGCAAUGUAGAAGCAAAAAUGGGUACAUCUUACCCUUCCCUCAUAGACAUUGACUCUAAUGGUAAACUAAGAGCAGUAGAGCCACUGUCGAUGACACGCGAACCUCUGUGUCCUGAAACCCAUUUCCAGUGUCCAGGAAGUAACUUCUACUGUUUCCCAGUCUAUGUUCGUUGUAAUGGUGUCUUUGACUGUCCUGGUAAACAGGACGAGACGGCGUGUGACACCUACACCUGUCCCGGCUACUACCGCUGCCGCUCGUCACACGUCUGCCUGCACCCUGAUCACGUGUGUGACGGUUGGUCACAGUGUCCUGAGGGAGACGACGAGCUGCUGUGUGACCUUUCUUGUCCUGACACGUGUGUGUGUCACGGACUGGCCUUCACCUGCACGGCAAGGUUUGCAGCGUCCAGUUACCUGGAGCUGAGGUUUCUUGAUGCAAGUGGCUCGGGGAUGACCCCCAGAGAUGUUGUCAAUAACACCAUGAUCGUUUAUCUCAGCUUUAACAACUGUAACAUUAGUGUUCUUGACGAUCUGAAAUUUGUUAACCUGAGGGUCCUUGACCUAAGUGAUAACUAUAUCAAAUCAUUACGUUAUAAUAAUUUCCGUAAUUUACGUAAUCUGAGAUCCUUAGAUCUUUCAGGUAAUCCUCUUUCAUCCUUACACCCAACUGAUAGACCUCCUCAUUCUGUACUAAGACAGGUAAUAGACCUUGAUGUUUCCAGAGUUAAGUUUUCAAUACUGGAUGUUAUAAUUUCUGAAAUAUUUCCUAAUCUACAAAAACUCAAUCUCUCUGACUGCGGCGUUGAAACCAUUGCUGGCGAGGUGUUCACAAACCUGACUGAACUACAAAGUCUAGAUUUAAAGGGGUCUACUGUGAACUAUUUCCCACCACAAACAUUUACCUCCUUAAGUAAGUUAGAGUCUGUCCACGCUGACAACUACAAGGUCUGUUGUCCAGCCUCUCUUCCCAAACGGAUUAGUUUACAGAAGUGUGAAGCGCCCUCUGACGAGAUCUCGUCCUGUGAUGCUCUCCUGCGCUCAGACACAUACCGUGUCUUCCUCUCGUUAUUCGCGUCUUUAGCUCUGAUGGGCAACGCGGGAAGUUUUAUUUACCGUGUGUUUAUCAGUAAGAAAACAAGCAACCUUGGUUUUGAUGUCUUUAUCACUAAUUUAAGUAUAGCUGACUUUGUGAUGGGUGUGUACCUGGCCAUCAUAGGAAUAGCUGACCGUGUGUACCUGGGAAACUACUUGUGGAACGACUUAAUAUGGAGAAAUAGUUUUGUGUGUAAGCUGGCCGGCUUUCUCUGUCUACUGUCUAGUGAAGUGUCAGCUUUCAUUAUCCUUCUCGUCACAUUAGACCGAUUCCUUGUCAUCGCGUUUCCAUUUAGUGUCCUUCACUUUUGUAAACGUUCUGCGUGGAUAGCUUCAGGUAUAGUAUGGAGUGUAGGUGUUAGUAUUGCAGUGAUUCCUUUGCUGCCGUCAACAACAGUUUGGAACUUUUACAGUCAGAAUGGUAUCUGUAUUCCAAUUCCAAUCAUCAGGAACUACUUUGCAGGUAACGACUACUCUUUUGGUGUCAUGAUUAUACUAAACGGUAUUUUCUUCCUGUUCAUUGCUGCCGGUCAGGUCUUCAUCUUUUGGUCGAUUAGAAUUAACAGGAUAACUAACUCUGACACAUGCAAGAAGACGAAGGACCUGACCAUCGCCCGCCGACUGAUGACAGUGGUUGUGUCUGACUUUUGCUGCAAGUUCCCCGUGGCCUUGCUGGGACUUCCAGCGGCCCGCGGCACGCCAGUCUCUAGUGAGGUCAUCGUCGCUCUCGUCAUCUUCAUUGUUCCUCUCAACUCUGUUCUCAACCCCUUUCUGUACACAUACAAUGUGAUAAUGGAGCGGAGACGAAAGGCUAGAGAAGUGAAGCUAAAGAAAUAUUUUAUAUCACUUUCACAAAAAAGGAACACCGAAACAACAUAG